Messenger RNA from Oncorhynchus mykiss (rainbow trout), 3732 nucleotides. NCBI's taxonomy places the organism in Eukaryota, Metazoa, Chordata, Actinopteri, Salmoniformes, Salmonidae. The record is from RefSeq and is a predicted model, not a curated record.
AGCCCACUGAAGAAGAAUACAUCGAAUCUGGUCAUUGCAAAUCGUUUUCGGCAUGUGAGAUAAUUUACUUGUUCUCUGUAAUAUCGUAUAGAUUUGGAAUCGGGACAUUAUUUACUGCGGAGGAAAAUAUGCAGGUUUCUCGAUUCAUUCCCUCACUAUGAGAAGGGAUUGAGUGACGAUUCGUUUGGCAACCUUGUGACCCAGCAUGGCCAGUGUGAGCCAGAAUACUAACUAGCCAGCCUGUUGUUCUUUCAAAUGCGAUGGUCAGUGGAUAAACGAGCUGAGUUGAACAUUUGUCAUAAAACGAACUAGUAGCCAGUUGUUGUUGUUGUCCAUGGUGGAAUAAUAUCAAACCCACAGUCUCCCGAGUCUAGUUAGCAUUUCGCUACCUAGCUAGGCUGUUUUUAUGACAAAACGGUUGAUCUGAAUCAAACACUAACGUUAGUUAGCCAUCCUCGGCGACAAUGUUAUUGUGGCGCAGGAAUGUAAGAUUCGUGUUUUAACGUUAUGUUAAUUGUCAUUGAAGUUGAUGUUUACUAUUAGGUUUCAGAUCCGAAGUAAGAUAAAUUGUCAGCCAUGUUUUGUUUCGUUUAUGCCUCAGUAACGUCAAGCAUUUAAGAUAACUCAACCAGUCACCCAAUGGGUUUUAUGUAGAGAGGUAUGAAUAUACACGAUAUUGCCCCUUACUGCUGAAGGAAAUCACGCCUUCCAGCAGACCUCUUGUGAACACUUAAACAAAGUAACUAUACUACUGUUGACAUUUUUUAUUUAUUUUUUGCAAUUCAGGAUAUCAUUUAUAUAACAAGUUGUCUGAUAAAGGAGAAAUAGCUUCCUCAAUGGAUCAGGACAAAUAUAGCCCAUUCCCCUCCACCCUCCCGAAGUCGCCAGGUCAAACGUCUCCCGGGACCGCUUUACUGCUGGGUCUGGUUGACUGCAGGACAACACCGGGGCAAAGAGGAGAAGAAGAAGAGAAGGAAGAUGGAGAGUUGAUUUCAUUAAGUAAGAACCAUGGGGACAGCCCUAACCGUUGCUCUCUCAGCGGGAGAGGCUUGUCAUCUGGGGAGCCUCGACAACAUCGUGAUGCUGACAAGACAGAGAAGAGUCUCUCCAGAUCAGGACGUUUCAAUAAACACCGGCAUAGAGGUAUAGGGAAGAAACCUCACCACUGCUGCUUUGACUGGGGGAAGAGUUUAGCUAAACAGAAGGAAUUGAUCAUUUACCAGCGGCGUAACACUGGAGAGAAACCGUACCACUGCUCUCAGUGCGGGAAGAGUUUAGCUGCAUCUAAAACCUUAAAAUCUCAGAUAAUUCAUACAGGGGAGAGGCCUUACCCCUGCUUUGAUUGUGGGAUGACCUUCAGUCAAUCAAGGGCCCUGACAACACACCAACGCAUACACACAGGAGAGAAGCCUUACAGCUGUGAUCAGUGUGGGAAGAGCUUCAGGAACUCAGGACACCUGACUAGACACAAACGCAUACACACAGGAGAGAAGCCUUACAGCUGUGAUCAGUGUGGGAAGAGCUUCAGGAACUCAGGACACCUGACUAGACACAAACGCAUACACACAAGAGAGAAGCCUUACAGCUGUGAUCAGUGUGGAAAGAGCUUCAAUCAAUCAGGCGAUCUGACAACACACCAACGCAUACACACAGGAGAGAAGCCUUAUAGCUGUGAUCAGUGUGGGAAGAGCUUCAAGAACUCAGGACACCUGACUAGUCACAAACGCAUACACACAGGAGAGAAGCCUUAUAGCUGUGAAGAGUGUGGGAAGAGCUUUGCACUGUCCGGAACUCUGACUACACACAAACGCAUACACACAGGAGAGAAGCCUUAUAGCUGUGAUCAGUGUGGGAAGAGCUUCAAUCAUUCAGGAUCCCUGAUUACACAUCAAUACAUACACACAGGAGAGAAGCCUUAUAGCUGUGAUCAGUGUGGGAAGAGCUUCAAUCAUUCAGGAAAUCUGACUUCACACCAACGCUUACAUACAGGAGAGAAGCCUUAUAGCUGUAUUCAGUGUGGGAAGAGCUUCAGGAAGUCAGGACACCUGACUGAACACCAGUGCAAACACACAGGAGAGAAGCCUUAUAGCUGUGAUCAGUGUGGGAAGAGCUUCAAUCAAUUAGGAGACCUGACUAAACACCAACGCAUACACACAGGAGAGAAGCCUUAUAGCUGUGAUCAGUGUGGGAAGAGCUUCAAUCAUUCAGGAUCCCUGGUUACACACCAACGCAUACACACAGGAGAGAAGCCUUAUAGCUGUGAUCAGUGUGGGAAGAGCUUCAAUCAAUCAGGAGACCUGACUACACACCAACGCAUACACACAGGAGAGAAGCCUUAUAGCUGUUAUCAUUGUGGGAAGAGCUUCAGUAACUCAGGACACCUGACUGCACACCAGCGCACACACACAGGAGAGAAGCCUUAUAGCUGUGAUCAGUGUGGGAAGAGCUUCAAUCAAUCAGGAGUCCUGACUAAACACCAACGCAUACACACAGGAGAGAAGCCUUAUAGCUGUGAUCAGUGUGGGAAGAGCUUCAAUCAAUCAGGAUACCUAACUAUACACCAACGAAUACACACUGGAGAGAGACCUUAUAGCUGUGAUCAGUGUGGGAAGAGUUUUGCUCAAGAUUCCACCCUGACUGCACACCAACGCAUACACACAGGAGAGAAGCCUUAUAGCUGUGAUCAGUGUGGGAAGAGCUUCAAUCAAUCAGGAUCCCUAACUAUACACCAACGAAUACACACUGGAGAGAGACCUUAUAGCUGUGAUCAGUGUGGGAAGAGUUUUGCUCAAGAUUCCAGCCUGACUACACACCAGGUCACACACACUGGAGAGAAACCUUACUCCUGUCUAUGUGGAAAGAGCUUUGCUCAUUCAGGGUCACUGAAAAAACACCAGAAAUCACAAACAUGUUUUAUUUUAUCUCCCUCCUCUCCGGCACCGGUUCCAGAUCUCUAAAUACAGUUUCAUUAGAAAACAUCUUGUAAAGUCUUAUUACCAUGGUAACAUGUGUAGAUAAUAUGCAGCUCUGGAUCCAUAUGUAUCAAGCGUCUUGGAGUAGGAGUGGUGUGUGUGGUGGGGUGGGGGGGUUCAGAGCUGUAUAUUAUUUCAUCAACUCCUGUUAUCCAUUAAAUAACUGUAUAAUGUAGAAUAAUGUUUCAACAAUACUCUGUGUGUAUUCAUGUAUUCAAAAGAUUAAUAAUUAAAUCCAUUAUCUGAUCAACGUCUGCUUAUCACAUUAAUUAUAGACUUUUAAAAUCUAUAAUAAUUCAUUUUUUUUAUAAGGAGCAUAUGCCUCUUGUAUAAUUUGUGUUGGUCCUAAAGAUGUUAACAUUUCUUUUUAAAACCCUUCAUCAGGUUUUACUGUCACUUAUGAGGCAUAAGGAAGUGUGGUCUAAAAUACUAUUAGUGUGGUCAAAUGAUGUUGUUGCAUUUGUUUUCAAUGAUUUUAAUGGGUAUGUCUUUCAACUUUCCUUAUUGUACAGUACCAGCCAAAGGUUUGUCCUUAAUCAUUACAGGGUUUUUCUUUAUUUUACUGUUUUCUACAUUGUAGGAUAAUAGUGAAGACAUCAAAACUAUGAAAUAACACAUAUGGAAUCAUGUAGUAAGCAAAAUAUAUGUUAAAAUCUUCUAGGUAGCCACCCUGUGCCUGACUCAAUCUGGACUCAUCAGACCAAAGAACAGAUUUCCACCGGUCUAAUGUCCAUUGCUCGUGUUUCUUGGCCCAAGCAAG